AUCCGACGGCGCCAAGUAAGCAUUGACAUCAAUAUCAAUUUGGGCUCGAUUUCGAGAUUGCCUGCGUAUCACCCAGCACAGUUCCAUCGGCACAUUCAGCGUGUUAACACGCUUGACAAAUUUCCGUGCUCGUUUUUCGUUAAGAAACGAUCAAAAUUGUGUAAAAAUUGUGAAGUGAUUUUAGCCAAAUAAAAAAAAGCCAGCGCACGCAUUCAGAAGCCCACAAGUUCAACGUUUGUCAUCGCAGCAGCAACACCUAAAAUUUAAAGCCCAAAAAAAAAAAAAAACAGCCAACAAAAUGAGCAAGGCGGAUUCGAACUCGCGACAGGGCUCCUACAAGUCCAACACCAUCAACACGCAGGACUCGCGCAUGCGCCGCCAUGAGGUGACCAUCGAGCUGCGCAAGUCCAAAAAGGAGGACCAGAUGUUCAAGCGGCGCAACAUCAACGACGAAGACCUCACCUCGCCGCUCAAGGAGCUCAAUGGCCAGUCGCCGGUGCAGCUGUCCGUGGACGAGAUUGUGGCGGCCAUGAACAGCGAGGAUCAGGAGCGCCAGUUCCUGGGCAUGCAGUCGGCUCGCAAGAUGCUCAGUCGUGAGCGCAAUCCUCCCAUUGACCUGAUGAUCGGCCAUGGCAUUGUGCCCAUUUGCAUACGCUUCCUGCAGAACACCACCAACUCCAUGCUGCAGUUUGAGGCCGCCUGGGCCCUGACCAACAUCGCCUCCGGCACCUCUGACCAGACGCGCUGCGUCAUCGAACACAAUGCAGUGCCGCACUUCGUGGCCCUGCUCCAGUCCAAGUCCACCAAUCUGGCCGAGCAGGCCGUCUGGGCUUUGGGCAACAUUGCUGGAGAUGGAGCCGCCGCCCGCGACAUUGUCAUCCACCACAAUGUGAUCGACGGCAUCCUGCCGCUGAUCAACAACGAGACACCGCUCUCCUUUCUGCGCAACAUCGUCUGGCUGAUGUCCAAUCUGUGCAGGAACAAGAAUCCUUCGCCGCCCUUCGAGCAGGUGAAGCGAUUGCUGCCCGUCCUGUCGCAGCUCCUGCUCAGCCAGGACAUCCAGGUGCUGGCCGACGCCUGCUGGGCCUUAUCCUACGUCACGGACGAUGACAACAGCAAGAUCCAGGCGGUGGUUGACUCUGAUGCAGUGCCACGUCUGGUCAAGCUGCUGCAAAUGGACGAGCCGAGCAUCAUUGUGCCCGCCCUGCGCAGCGUUGGCAACAUAGUGACCGGAACAGAUCAACAGACUGACGUGGUAAUUGCCUCUGGAGGACUGCCCAGAUUAGGACUUCUCCUACAGCACAACAAAAGCAACAUUGUCAAGGAGGCUGCCUGGACGGUCAGCAACAUCACGGCAGGUAACCAAAAGCAGAUCCAAGCCGUCAUUCAGGCCGGCAUCUUCCAGCAGCUGCGCAACGUGCUGGAGAAGGGCGACUUCAAGGCCCAGAAGGAGGCUGCCUGGGCAGUGACCAACACCACGACGUCGGGCACUCCCGAACAGAUCGUGGAUCUUAUCGAAAAGUACAAAAUCCUAAAGCCAUUUAUCGAUCUGCUGGACGCCAAGGAUCCGCGUACCAUCAAGGUGGUGCAGACGGGCCUGUCCAAUCUGUUCGCUUUGGCCGAGAAACUUGGCGGCACCGAAAACCUCUGCCUAAUGGUCGAGGAGAUGGGCGGCCUGGACAAGCUGGAAACUCUGCAGCAGCACGAGAACGAAGAGGUCUACAAGAAGGCGUACGCCAUCAUCGACACCUACUUCAGCAACGCCGACGACGAGGCCGAGCAAGAGCUGGCACCGCAGGAGGUCAACGGAGCCCUGGAGUUCAAUGCCACCCAGCCCAAAGCUCCCGAGGGUGGCUACACGUUCUAGACUAAUCACUCUCCACAAAUCCAAACGCCGCUCACACGCCUUACACACUUACAAACUACAUCCUCGUUUCGUUCUACCUUCGACCGCGCUCACACGUUUUUUUUUUGUUUGCCACAAGCUAUGCCAUUGUCAAACACAUCCAUCACACACGAACAUUCCCGAACACUUGGAGGCAUGCAUGCAAAAGACAGGCUUAGAAAAUACUCAAGACACUUUGGAUCACAAUUGCAAUGGGUCAGCAAGAACACCCAAAGCUCACUCGCAAGAUUCCCUUUCAACAUUCCCACCAUGAAGUUUCGAGUUCGUGACUAAGUUCCGGCGUUGCUUAGCAGCACGGAUUUCUGGUGCACUCUUUUUCGUUCCGGAUGCAACUCUCGGGCAGCUGUGCUGGCUGGGAUCGUGGCAUAUGCCCAGAAUCCGUCUGCAGAGGGCGCAAGUCUGUAUGCGUGUGCUUGGCAUUUUAUUUGGAAACGUUUCGAGCUCCUUUCGGAUAUAUAUUUUAGGCUGUUUAGUAUUUAUUUAUGUAUACAUGAAAUGCUUUUAAUCCUCCACCUUCGCGCAAGCAUUA
Molecule: messenger RNA, 2435 nt
Organism: Drosophila suzukii
Lineage: Eukaryota; Metazoa; Arthropoda; Insecta; Diptera; Drosophilidae
Gene: Pen
Product: karyopherin subunit alpha
Biological process (GO): NLS-bearing protein import into nucleus
Cellular component (GO): nucleus; cytoplasm
Molecular function (GO): nuclear import signal receptor activity; protein binding
Source: RefSeq, a predicted model, not a curated record